Molecule: messenger RNA, 1245 nt
Organism: Vicia faba (fava bean)
Lineage: Eukaryota; Viridiplantae; Streptophyta; Magnoliopsida; Fabales; Fabaceae
Source: the annotation of a GenBank genome assembly
AUGUGGCAAAGAAACAUGAGUUUUGUUGGCAUGAAGGUGUUAUGUGUGUUUGUGUUGAUAGGUUUUGUGAUUGUGGAAGGUUUAGAGAAUGGUAAUGUGACAGAGAUGGAGUUUGUGAGAGGAAGAGGCUUCUACAAUAGACCUUUGAUGGUUGGUCUUACUCUUAUCAAUGGAGCUGCUGCUAAAGGAGCUGUUUGUCUAGACGGAUCUUUACCGGCUUAUCACUUCCACCGUGGAUACGGUUCGGGAUCAAAUAGUUGGUUGAUACAUCUAGAGGGAGGAGGCUGGUGUGGAACUAUCAGAAAUUGUAUUUACAGUAAGAAAACGCGUCACGGUUCAUCCUAUUUUAUGGAAAAACAAAUACCUUUCAUUGGAAUAUUGAGCAACAAAGCCCAGGAAAAUCCAGAUUUUUACAACUGGAAUAGAGUCAAAAUUCGUUAUUGCGAUGGCGCAUCGUUUAGUGGGGACAGUCAAAAUGAGGCAGCAGGGUUGUAUUUCAGAGGGCAGCGCAUUUGGCAAGCUGCAAUGGAAGAUUUAAUGUCAAAAGGAAUGCGAUAUGCCAAACAGGCUCUUCUGUCCGGGUGUUCUGCAGGAGGUUUAUCAGCUAUACUACAUUGCGAUGAGUUCCGAGAAUUGUUUCCAAGAACUACUCGAGUAAAGUGCUUUAGCGAUGCUGGAUUAUUCCUUGACUCCGUCGAUGUAGCUGGCCGUCGUAGUUUAAGGAAUUUGUUUGGAAGUGUAGUCACCUUACACGGUGCGCAUAAGAGCCUUCCAACGAGCUGUACCAGUCGCCGCAAUCCGAUUUUGUGCUUUUUUCCUCAGCGUUUAAUCGCAAGUGUUAGGACCCCGCUAUUUCUUCUCAAUGCAGCUUAUGAUACUUGGCAGAUUCAAGCUAGUCUAGCUCCACCGUCUGCUGACUAUCGUUGGAAUUGGUUUGAUUGCAGAAAAAAUUACGCACGCUGCAGUUCACCGCAGAUACAAUAUCUACAAGGUUUUCGUAACCAGAUGCUUAGAGUUACAAGACGGUUCUCAUGGUCGCGCCAAAAUGGAUUAUUCAUUAAUUCGUGUUUCGCUCACUGCCAAUCGGAAAGACAGGAUACAUGGUUUGCUCGCGGAUCUCCUCAUAUUGGAAAUAAAGGGAUCGCGGAUUCUGUCGGGAACUGGUUUUUCGACCGAGUCAAUGUUCAAGCUAUAGGGUGUGCUUACCCUUGUGACAAAACCUGCCAUAAUUUGGUUUUCAACUAA